UCAGUUACCGUGCAGACGAGAACCAGGUCAGACGUACUUUGUUCCUGUUCCGGGUAAUCGUGUUCUUCGCCUUCAUUCGCCGGGGUAGUUUGUACCGGAAGUUUUCCACCGUGCGUUUGUGUAUGCGUGUGUUUGUGCUGGAAUUUUCGAAAUUCACACAGGUACAGCUGCAGAGCGUGUACCUAGCUGCAUGAAAGUGAGUGAGUGAAGUGAAUCCAUCAACGCGAAAACAUCAGAAGGGUUUUGUGGCUGAAGUGCAGCUGUAACGCGACGAAAUUAGUGCCCGUUGGUGCGAGCUUGCAGUGAAUUGUGUGUGUGUAUGUGUUUGUGCGGGUGUCUGUGCGGAAAUUAAUAGAAAAUUGCAAAGCUUAGAAAUUGCAAGUCGAGUGUGCUGCAAGUCUGUGUUUGAGUGCUGGUGUUAGUGCGUUGUGUAGUGGAGUAAAAUAGGAAAUAGUGAAAAUAAUCAAAGAAUGCUCCCGUUGGAAAGAUGAGAAAAAAUUGUCCAACGCGGUGCAAGAAAUCGUUCGAGUGAGCUCAAAACCCUUCCGGCCAGAAAGGGGGUUUGUGUCUGUGUGUGUGUGUGUCUGUGAGUGUGCGUUUGCAAGGCAAACCUGUGUAGAAACGGCAUGAAGCGUCGCGUGACGAUCGUGUACAAUCCGGUGCAGCCGGGCACUCGUCACCAGCAUCAUACACUUCUCCAACCACCUUCCACUUCCCCUCCCGCUCCUCAUCAGUCCUCCUUCCAGCCGACAACAUUAGCAUCCUCAUCAGCGGCACCCGACCAUCGCUCCCUGUGUCUGUCCUGCAUAGCAACCUCAUCGUCCUCCCCGUCGGCAUUCCGCUUCAUGAACGGUUCCUCAUCACCAUCGCCAUCACCAUCAUCAUCAUCAUCAGCGUCCUUUCCGUGCCAGCGGUGCUGCUCGAUAUCAUCCAUUUUGAAAUCGUCGCCGGCGUCAUCACCGUCGCCGUUGAGUGCCUCAGAAAAAGCAGCACAACUAGAAGAUGCUCUUAAUAACAACCACCAUCACCAGCACCACAAACCAUCGACGGACGGGUGCUGUGCGAGCGUGGCCGAAUGCAGCACCGGCCGACGGCGGGCAUCGCACCCGGCGGGCGACCGGGGCGACGAGCAGCGCUGGUGCAUGUACCUGCUCGUCGGGCUAAUUGCGACCCUCUGCUAUCUGAACGGCAUCCAGGGCGACUUUGUGCACGACGACAUCCCGGCCAUCACGCUCAACAAGGACGUGCUCGGGACGGGCCCGGUGGCGCAGGUGUUCCGCAACGACUUCUGGGGCACGCCGAUGGCCGACCUAAGCAGCCAUAAAUCAUACCGUCCGCUGACCACGCUGACGUUUCGCCUCAACUAUCUGACCUUCGGUCUGCGCUCCGUCUGGUUUCAUGCGACAAACGUGGCGCUACAUGCCGCCGCCACCGUGCUGUUCACGCGCGUCUGCCUCACGAUCGCGGGCCUGCGGCAAAACUUUGCCAUCCUGGCCGGCGUCCUGUUUGCUGUCCAUCCGAUCCACACCGAAGCGGUGACGGGCAUCGUGGGACGUGCCGAUGUGUUGGCGUGUAUAUUCUUCCUAAUUUCGCUGCUAGUCUACCACGGUCGUUCCCAUCAGCCCGACAUGAACUCGAUCUGGCUCAGCAUCGUACUCGGGGGGCUGAGCAUGCUGGCGAAAGAGACGGGCAUCACCGUGUUUCUCCUAAACGUUGCGUACGACACCUACCGCAACUGGCCCGCCCUAAAGCGCACCGUGCAGGACAUGCGCUGGAGCGAGGAGACGCAUCAGUUUGGCCGCCGAGUGUCCCGGGUACUGCUUUCAAUGGGUGUCCUGCUUGCGGUCCGGUUGGCCCUGCUGCAGGGUUCCUCCUAUUAG
Anopheles arabiensis is the source of this 1880-nucleotide messenger RNA. Its product is annotated as protein O-mannosyl-transferase TMTC2-like. Bases 627 to 1880 code for a protein of 417 amino acids. Gene Ontology annotation, biological process: protein O-linked glycosylation via mannose. Lineage: Eukaryota; Metazoa; Arthropoda; Insecta; Diptera; Culicidae. Gene Ontology annotation, molecular function: mannosyltransferase activity. The transcript has 5 exons. The record is from RefSeq and is a predicted model, not a curated record.